Molecule: messenger RNA, 1365 nt
Organism: Desarmillaria tabescens
Lineage: Eukaryota; Fungi; Basidiomycota; Agaricomycetes; Agaricales; Physalacriaceae
Exons: 5
Coding region: 98-1030 (310 amino acids)
Source: RefSeq, a predicted model, not a curated record
CGGUCGAGUUCCAAUUUCUCCCCCUUCCUUCUGCUCCCCCGUGUACUACGCCCAGCAAGUCUGAGAUCCGUUGACCCUACCCCCCAAGAUCACUAAAAUGAGCCUGGCCUACCAACAUCAUCCGCACAACGCCAUAGCAGGACCGUCCAGAAGUCAUGGAACGACCAUGGAUGAAGUCAAGCGGGAAAAGAAGAGGAAGGAAAUUUCAGGGAAACUUAACAGGGAGAUGAACGACAGAAGAGACGAUGGGAGACAUUACAGCGAAACAAUAUCCAUACUACACCAGGCAUCUGUGACGCUCGCUACCAGGCCGGACACUUUGCCUCUUUACAAUCUGAAGCUCCUGCCAUUCACAUUUGAGCGCUCAGCCAAGCUGGUUCAGCUUGAGUACGAAGAACGAUAUGCCUUAGAGUGUGCGCAGACCGCUUACGAUGAAGAACGUGAAAAAGUAGAGAUUGAAUGGAAGAAAGGGCAUGAUAGAGUCAGAGAGAGGUUAAUGGAGAGCAUAGAAGAGCGAAGACGCCGAGCUCGAGAAGACAAGGAAGGAGAGGGUGCUGUUGCAGAUGGCACCCUCGAUUCUCAAUCUCGUCCCCAUAUAACUCGGAAAUUGCGGAACAAAAUGGGCACGUCCCCGCCACCUACUCCCUUGGGAGCUCCUGCUUCCGCGCCCAAUGGUGCCGGUACUAUCAGUGGAUUGCCCAUUACAACUGGACCACUACUCAACCCACACUCGCUCAAUGUCGACGAGUUACCGUCGCCAUUCCCGCUACCAUUGACCUCUACCACCAUACCUACUGGGCCCAACGGAGCCAAUGCCGGAACAGGUACUGGUGCAGGCGGAGGAGGUCGACGUAGGCCCAAAGGCAGCGGAACGCAUCAGAGUCAAGCCAUCGGGGGGCUGGGAAAGAGCCUCGCCAUGCUCUCUGGGUGUAAGGAACAGGAAAUCGAGAGUGAUUUGGGUGAAAUUCGGAGAGGAAACAAGCGGCGGCGCGUCACCACUGGUGCAGGGUUGGGAAAGACCACCCUGUAACGGUAUGUAUCUAUAGUUGUUAUGUUGGUUAGAUGUUAUAUGUAUAUAGCCGUGUUAUUGAGUCAUUACAGUAUCAUUACUUGGAUUUCACAUCAUCGAUUUUUCAAAGAUGGGUUGAGGAUAACAUACAGCCGACAUACAUCGGCCUUUUACAUCGUUGACUUACAUGUCGCGCAUUCUCUCGGCAUCUUGAUCAAACGACGCCGAUCGCACUCGUAUGUACCAACCGUUCUUCCGACCAUCAGAAUCACUCAAAUCAUUGUGUGCGACGCGCAUCGGCCCUUUAUAUGAUUUUUACAACGUGAUAACUGUUGUUGUACUGUUUGACUGACCAG